AUGCAUCAUGCUCUGGGAGGAGGCUUUGGACCAUCAUAUAAAGUUGCAUUUGGCUAUGAUUUCGUUGGUGAUCGAUUCAAUCAACAGAAUCCUGUACCAGAAGAAGAUAAUGAUCCACUCGAUAAUUGUUCUUCGGACGCUCAUGGCACACAUGUUGCCGGAAUUAUUGCUGCCAAUGCAACACAGUUGAAUACGACAGGCUUCAUUCCUAUUGAACCAUUUCUCGGUGUCGCUCCAGAAGUCACUCUUGGAGCAUUUACAAUGUCUGUCGGGGGUGCCGGUGCUUAUACGGAAAGUCCGCAUUCUAUCGCUGCACAACGUGUAUCUGAACAAGGAGUAUAUCUAACAUUUUCAUUUGGUAACGAGGGAAGUCAAGGCCUUCAGACAGGUGGAUCUCCAUCCAUUUCCUCAGGAGCAAUGGCCAUUGCUUCAGUAGACAACUCGCAUUCGCCCCGAUUCUAUCUACUCACCCCAGAUGGCGAACGAAUUUACUACCUACCUGGAACUGUUUUUGGUGGAUGGCAAUCAAAUGUACCAUCAAGAAUUGUUGUAAAUAAUCCACAAGCUACGGUAAAUGAUGGCUGCUCCGGUCCAGACAAAAAUGUGACAGGUGCUGUAGUUUUGUAUGCUUUUAACAAUGCUGAUGGAUGUAACUCUGCUGUUCGAUGUAAUAGAGCGGCACAAGCUGGUGCAACUGGCUGUCUUAUAUAUAAUGCUGGUGCUAUCACAGGUUUCUUUCUACGCUUUCGAUUAUUUUCAAACUGA
This is a messenger RNA of Rotaria sp. Silwood1, 765 nucleotides long. The record is from the annotation of a GenBank genome assembly. Lineage: Eukaryota; Metazoa; Rotifera; Eurotatoria; Philodinida; Philodinidae.